This is a messenger RNA of Bactrocera latifrons, 2245 nucleotides long. It is a transcript of the gene Mef2, whose product is annotated as myocyte-specific enhancer factor 2. Gene Ontology annotation, molecular function: histone deacetylase binding; protein dimerization activity; RNA polymerase II cis-regulatory region sequence-specific DNA binding. The record is from RefSeq and is a predicted model, not a curated record. Lineage: Eukaryota; Metazoa; Arthropoda; Insecta; Diptera; Tephritidae. Gene Ontology annotation, biological process: cell differentiation; positive regulation of transcription by RNA polymerase II.
GGCCGCCACGGCUUCUUGACGGGUAAAGGCAAAUUUUUGCGCUGUAGAUGCAACAUUCGAAAAACGUUACGCACGGUGACCGUUAGACGCAGUGACUCGCAGCGGAUCGUCGAACAGGUCAGCUUAGCACAGUGUGGUGGGCACAUAUACAGGCUCCGCGUUUUUAGUGUUCGGUACAAAGCAACGCACUGCUCUAACCAACCAGCAAUUGUUUUCUUAACGUCGAGCUGACGAUGACGCGCGUUCGCGUUUCACUAAUUCUAUAGCGCGGUUUUAAUCAACUUUAAAAUAUACUGCAGAUUUUAAACAUUUUUGAUAAACAUUUACCAUAAAAUAUAAACUAAAGAAAAAAUCUGUUUUUUGAAAUCUCUCCGAAUCCGUAUGGUGAUAUUUGUAUGCUGAAUUUUGUAGACUUUGUGAAAUGCAAGUAAAAAGCAUUUCUAAAAAUUUUGAACUGAAAUCAAACUUUUGAAUAACUUACAAGCAAAACCAGUGAGUGAAAAAUAAUUAAAUAAACAAUAACAACGGAAAAUUCAGCAAAAUAAGUUGCAGCAGAAUUAUAGUGUUUGAGUGGAGAGAAGCUUACAAAAAUUUCGCAAGUUGCUCUGUUUUAAACACACAUACCAACGAAGCAACGCAUACACACUCACAGCUAUAUUUGCAGCAAACAUUGGCGCGUCAGGAGUACGCUUUCCAACACACGCUGCCACAAAAAGCGGUUACGUUCAACAAACGCAAAUUCGGUGUCAUGAAGAAGGCCUACGAGUUGUCGGUUUUGUGUGAUUGUGAAAUUGCGCUUAUCAUCUUCUCAUCCAGUAAUAAAUUAUAUCAGUAUGCUAGUACUGAUAUGGAUAAGGUCCUGCUCAAAUACACUGAAUAUAAUGAGCCACACGAGUCACUCACGAAUAAGAAUAUAAUUGAGAAGGAGAAUAAAAAUGGCGUCAUGUCACCAGAAUCACCCGAACAGGAAGCCGAUUUCACACUCACACCCCGCACUGAAGCCAAAUAUAAUAAGAUCGACGAAGACUUUCAGCUGAUGAUACAACGCACUCAAAUGGGCGGAGCGAGCGCAUCCGGACGCAAUCUUGGUAAUACGAAUUACACACUGCCGGUAUCGGUGCCGGUGCCGGGCGCUUACGGCGAUGCCAUGCUGCAGGCGAGCCCACAAAUGUCCCACACAAAUAUAAGCCCACGGCCGUCAAGCUCAGAGACCGACUCAGGUGGGAUGUCCUUAAUAAUUUAUCCAUCGGGUUCCAUGUUGGAGAUGUCAAACGGUUAUCCGCAUUCACAUUCGCCGCUUGGUGGAUCGCCCAGUCCGGGACCGAGUCCAGGUUUAGCUCAUCACCUGUCACACAAGCAACAGUCACCGGGCGGCCAAAAUGGACGCGCUUCCAAUCUACGCCUCGUCUUACCAACACCACUUGCUCAAAAUAUGUCAACUGCAGAUGAGAUUAGCUACGGCGAUCAGCGACACAAUCAGGCAUCACUCAAUACGCCCGUGGUGACGCUGCAAACGCCCAUACCCAAUAUGUCGGGCUACACAUUUGGACCGCAAGAUUUCUCUAUGAGUUCCUCCGAUGUUAUGAGUUUACAGCCAUGGACCACACAUCAGGGACUCGUACAGCAUACGGGACUGCCCCAUUUGGCCGUACCGAAUAGCACACCACCGCCUGCCACCUCGCCCGUCUCGAUCAAAGUCAAAUCCGAGCCACAAUCACCGCCACGCGAUCUCUCCGGUUGCCACCAUCAGCAGAAUAGCAACGGUUCGGCGGGCAGCAGUGGCAGCGGUGGUGGCGGUGGCGGUGGCGGCAGUUCAUCCAACAGCGUCUCCACUGCCAAUGCACUCGCGCUUUCCAAUAUGAAUGCGACGGCGGUGAUAGCGGGCGGUAGCGGCGGCGUCAAUUCGGCGUCCGAGCAGGCUGCCAAUCUGAGUGUACUAAGUCAUCCGCAACAGCAUCUAGUGAUGGGCGGCUCAAGGCCCUCCUCCACGGGACAUUUAACGCCAACGCAAGGAGUGCUAGAUAAAUAUGAAGGAUAUCAAUACCGUUCGCAGCUGGGUGCGAAUUCUAGAGUAUGGAAUUUUGCCGGUUCGGUUACGCCCACCAAUGUGCCAUCGCCCGACUUGCGGCUAACGGCCAAUCAGCAGGCGCAACAGCAACAACAACAACAGCAGCAGCUGAAUGACUACGACGGACCGAAUCAGGCGCACAAGCGGCCGCGCAUCUCCGGCGGUUGGCCGCAAUAG